UAUCUGGGUGGCGCCGUGAGUAAGUGUUGCGAAGAUGUUGCUGAGACACGCUGCCACUGGUGUUGCGCUGCUGGCUGCAUCACUUAUAAGUGCGUGCUGGGCCCAGCUAAAGACCGGCUGUAAAGCGGAUACUCUGCGGGCUUGCGGUGAGGACUUCUUUCCCUACGGAAAAGAAAUUCAUUUGGAAAGUUCGGGGGCGCCAUUCGCGAAGAGUUGUGAGAAACACAAACGGGAGGUUGAGUGCAACAAACAGUUUGUGAGAGAGUGUCUUCAAGGGGUGUCGAAGGCUGCGUCACUGCUGGCCCUAGAUGCAUUCCAGGACAACGUUGACGCCACCUGCACUGUCGGUUCUAAGCACUACGAAGCAUACCAAAAGGCAAUUGGUUGCAUGAAUUCCAUUGGAGCAAAGAUCAACGGCUGCUUGAAGGGUCUCCAUGGCAAUCUUGAGAAGGCCGUUGUCAAGGCACCCGCAAAGAACAAGAUCGACUACGCAUGCUGCUCGUACGGUGAAUUGGUGGGCUGCCUCGAGUCAGUAUUGGCACCUUGCGAGGACGUCGGUGGCAAGGAACUCACGAUCAACCUGGUGGAGCAGGUGUUCGGCGAGGUACUGAGUCUGGUGUGUGGAAACUACGGAAAGGGAUCGGAGGCUUGCAAGGUUCUGCCCAAGUUGCCAGCGCUGGGCCCGAAAGACCCCAAGUUCGACGGCUACAUGGAGCUUUUCAUCGAGAUUGCCAACGCAGUUGGCCGUAGAAGCUAACAUGUGGCUUCGUUUACUUCACAAUGAAGCAUUCUUGCUGGCAAUAAUUACCGACACGCACCUCACUCACACUAGAAACGUAGCGCAUCCUCGUUCCUAUAUAGGAUGGACAUUGCCGUGGUGAUCGUCGGCGCGUUUAUUACAUAUAGUUAAUUAAAUGCACAAAUUAUCUCAGGGAAAUUAGAUCAGAAGUCCACAAAUAAAUAAAGACAUAUUGGUAGCCUUGGAAGGUCAGCCACCUUGAUUACUGAGCCAUCUAGAGUGAUCACCGGCGACUGCACCACCCAAACAGAUUACUGAACAGUUUAACAAAGACUUCCUGAAUGACCAAGCCAACUUAAUAUUGUAGCUGGGUCGGCACGACGUUUAUGCGUGGAUUUGCAAAAUUGGAUGAAAAAGGGGAAAACUACGUUUGCUACCUACUCGAUUUUCUAGCGAAUUGCAGUAUUUUUAACUUCGCAUGACCUGGGUGAUAAGAAGCUUGAUUCAGUUACCCCUUAUGCGAUAGCACCAUUUUACUGUGACAAGGUUUAAAAAGCCUGAACGUGCAUUUUCUAGUGUUCCUGGGGUGCUAUAACGUGAAGCUAUUCCAAACCUUUCUAUUCAAAUUCUGCAAUCAGGGGUGCUAUAACGUCGAACUAUUCCAAACUUUUCUAUUCCAUUUCUGCAAUCAGCCAACCGCGAUUGGUCAAAAACGUUUUUGGACCACCCUCACUUCACCUGUCUGUCACGUGACGUCACGAAAACCGUGAUAGCUCCCCAUCUGAUAUGACGUCUACACACUAAUUAUGCAUGAUUUGACCGGACAAAGAAAAAUAGUUAUUUCUUAUUCAACCGCUUUUCGCCAUUAG
This is a messenger RNA of Dermacentor albipictus, 1608 nucleotides long. RefSeq lists its product as uncharacterized. The record is from RefSeq and is a predicted model, not a curated record. Lineage: Eukaryota; Metazoa; Arthropoda; Arachnida; Ixodida; Ixodidae.